This is a messenger RNA of Frankliniella occidentalis (western flower thrips), 4332 nucleotides long. RefSeq lists its product as uncharacterized. NCBI's taxonomy places the organism in Eukaryota, Metazoa, Arthropoda, Insecta, Thysanoptera, Thripidae. The record is from RefSeq and is a predicted model, not a curated record. Bases 319 to 3177 code for a protein of 952 amino acids. The transcript is spliced from 13 exons.
GCGCGGGACAGCGCGGCGUGCGGACCGAGCGGAGUAGCGAGCCCACGAGACCGCGCCGAGCGGCCCCGUCGCGCCAAACGAGGCGGCAAAAACGAAUCCGAAUCCGAGUUUUUUUUUGGUUAGUUUGUACCAAAAAAUAAUAAUUAAAUUUCCGUGGUUUUUUUCUUUUCGCGCUAUUCGCGGGGCCUACAACGCGAGUUUUUAGGCCAAUCAGCGAGCAGCGCGUGUGAAGUGUCGUGUGUGACUGUGCGCGAGUGACAAGUAGCUGUCGUUGCGCGGGAUGUGGCGCGGAGCGGAGGAUCGGAUAAGUGUCAGCGCAUGAUGGAUACCUCACACACACCGCACAAGUCCUGCAAGAUGUCGCUGCCGCUGCGGCUGCUGCUGCUGCUGUCGCUGCUGGCGGGCCCCGCGCUCGCGCAGUCCAACUACGCCCAGCAGGGCAACAGCGUCGAGUAUGACGGCAACUCGGGGCUGCCUGACCAGGCCACGCUCAACGGGAGGGUCACGAAGCUCGACGAUCUCUCGCCGGUCAUCUUCCUGAACCGCACCAAGGCGGUCCUCAACUGCGAGGCCGGCUCCAUGAAGGCCGAGCUCAAGUUCAACGAGCCCUUCUUCGGCAUCGUGUACGCCGACUUCGACCGGAACUCGGCAUGUCAGGUGGCCGGCAAGGGGGCGCUCAGCUACCGCAUCGAGCUGCCGCUCAAGGGAUGCGGGACACGGCAGGACCCCCAGCGCGUCUUCACCAACAACAUCGUGGUGCGGUUCCACCCCGGGCUGGAGAUGGACGGCGACGAGGUCAUCACCAUCGUCUGCCGCUACCCGCCGCCCAUCGCGCAGCCCCCGGCCGCCUUCCCCGCCAAAAUCAGAGUUGACGCCCCCGUCAUCCCCCUGGAGCCGCCGCUGCAGGGCUUCCAGAUCCUGCUCAUCAUCUGUGCCAUCCUGUUCCUGUCGCUGCUGCUUCUCGGCCUCGGCUGCUCCUACUACUGCCUGCGCACCAGGAACAUCCAGGUGGUGCGGCGCGCGCCCUUCCUCGCCGACACCGAGUCCGAGAGCUCCAAGCUGUCGAACCCCUCGCUCGGCCCCGUGUCGCUGUUCGAGGGCCUCAAGAUCCCCCGGGCGCACACUGCCGUGUCGCUGUCGUCGUCCGAGCAGCACCUGGUGUCCGAGCCCUCCGACACGCUGCCCUCGGACUACCCGAGCGAGUCGCCCAGCUCUGCACACUCGGAGGUGGAGGAGGUCGACACGCGCAGCCUGCGAAGGCCAUCCACGGUGAGCUCUGGGUCCUAUGAACCGCAUCACAAAAUGGAGGUCCAGAUGCGGGUCAAGCGAUCCCCGCCGCCGCCGUCGCCGCCGGGCUCGGACUUCGAGUCCCAGCUCACGCUGCAGCAGGACAAGCUCACCACGAUCCUGGAGCAGCGCGAGGACACCCCGUCCAUCCACAAGACGACCUUCUCGUACGUGCCGGAGCUGCACGCGGCGCCGGCCGGUGGCUCCUCGUCGAGCGCCAACGCGCCGGUUUACUCGAGGAUCAUGCGCAGGCAGCAGGUGGUGCGCGCCGCACCUCCGCCCCCGCGGCCCAGCCUGUCCACGCUCACCACGGAGACGGCCGACUUCCGCACCAUCGUGGACACCGAGGAGCUCACGUCGACGCAGAGGGUGGCCGCCCGGCCGCCGCCGCCGCCCAUCGUCGAGGAGGUCAUCGAGCAGCUCGAGGCCCCCGUCGUGGCCGAGCGCCGGCCCGAGAUCACCAGCCACGUCGUCGACGACGUGUUCCUGCGCACCAUCACCGAGAAGAAGACGAUCGAGGACAUCGAGCGACACCGCCGACAGGUCAAGGAGUUCCACGCCAAACCGCCGCCGCCCAACCCCAAGUGGGACGUGGUCAUCCGCAACUACCCCGCCCCCGGCCAGGAGGCCCUCGCCGAGCCCGCCACCGACUGGGAGAGCUACUCGGAGACGUCCUCGGCGUCGGGCUACCCGACCACGCCCGUGCUGGAGCGGCCCCUGGAGAAGCACAUCACCGACCGUCGCGUCAACGUGUCCGAGCAGCUGCAGCAGCGCUCCGAGAUGCACCGCUCCAGCGUGGACGUCGAGAGGACGUACCGCUCCUCCAUGACCAUCCCGCCGCCCGAGCCGCCGCCGCCCAACUGGGACGUCCUCAUCCGCGUCCUGGACCAGCCCGAGAUGCCAGAACCGCGUGACCACGACGACCUCAGUGUUAGCGAGGUCGGAGAGGAACCCAUGACCAUCACAACGACGGCGACCACGACGGCGCUAACCCAGGAGGACCGCGAGAAGUGGCGGCAGAUCCUCACGACUGAGUCCUCGCUGCGCACCCUGCUCACUGAGGCCACCGUCAAGGAGGACUACGAGCGCAUCCGGAGCGACGAGCGCUACGAGCGCCUGUUCGAGCCCGCCAAGUGGGACGUCAUCAUCCGGGUGCUCGCGCCACCGGAGCGCCUCUACGACCCCAAGGGCGGCCCGGCCAACGGACAGCGCUACCGCCGCAAGACGGACUGGGACACGCGCAGCCGGCGCUCGUCGCUGCCCACCCUCUACGAGUACGACUCGGACGGCACCAGCUCGCUGACCAUGACGACCGAGGGUCACGAGGCCAUCCGCGACCUGGCGCGCUCGCGGCGCACGAGCCGCUCCAGCAUGCCGUCCAUGUCGGACAUGGACGUGCGCUCCAUGACGGAGGUCAUGGUGGACUACACGCGGCCCGAGCGCGCCGACACGCUGAGCGACGCGAGCGGGCCCAGCUCGCUGUACUACCGGGGCGGCGCGCCCAGGCGCUACUCGGACGACGAGGACGCCAUCGAGGACGACUACGGCACCCUGGGCCUGGCGCGCUCCCUCAGCCAGCCGUCGCUCGCGCGCUCCGCCUCCGAGUUCACCGAGCACUGGGCCGUGGUGCGGGGCCCGCCCUCGCCCACGUCGCCGAGGUCGUCGGCCCGCUCCACGCGGUCCAGCCGCGGCCGCGGGCCCGCGCCCCUGCCCCCGGGCCACCAGGCCGCCGGCACCACGACCACUACCACCGCCCUGGUGCACCCGCCCCAGGGCCACCACAACGUGCAGAGCUACUCCGUGCAGAGCGAGUCGCAGCAGGGCGCCACCAGGACGCAGACCAGGUCGUCGGGCUACGUCGCGCAGAGGGGAUGGUUCAGCGAGCAGUGAAACGUGAAGUGAAUGUCGGAUCAGCCAUCUCGGCAACAUGUCGGAUCGGACGUUGAAGCGAUGUCGCUCAGGCGACCAUUUCUUGAUGCGGGGAGUCUGCUCAAUAGAAGUACCACCCAAAACAAAUGUAUUUGCACCACGAAAGGUGCAAAAUACUCGACUGAGAAGAGAAGAUUGCACAAAUUUCCUGCCAGCUUAUGUAGAGACGGAGUUAUAUUCUAAACUACUUUCUUUUAUUUAUCUUUAAGUGUUGUUUAUGUGGAAAGACAACUUUUAAAAUCUAACAAUGUUGCGUGAAAUGAAUGUCGUAAACAUCACUAAGUCCAACUAAGAACAAGAAAAAUCUCACAAUGUUCUACUAAUCUUUGUGCCAAAUUUAACAUUAAUUAAUAGUUAAGUCGAAAGAAAAUUGUUUUCAUGUUCUAUUUAAAUUCGCUUUCUUUAUGUUCUUUUAGAUCAUACUACUUCCAGUUACAGAUGAUUGCCUCACAAUUAUCUUUUAAUUGCAUUCCAGUAUCUCUAAAUACCGUCGUCCUAUUUUUCAAGAGUACUAGAUCAGACAACUGCUCUUGUCGCCUUCUCAAGUACUGUGAGAUGUACUAUUUAUCUUUACUGCACAGGGUAAAACUUUCGCAUGAACCCAUGCAGUGAUUGUAACCAAUGCUGUGAUAACGAAAAACGAUUUGGAAUGGCGAGUGCUAGAAAAAAUACAUCUUUUAUUAGAAUACAAAAUUAAAACAAGGAAUACACAAGGGAAUGCUUCAUCUAAAACUAUAUUCGAAUGGAAGUUUCACUGCCAUUAAUAUAACUAAAGAAGCCGCAAACUAUCAGAAAUUAGCACCAUUCCAUUUCUAGUUAUGUUGACUAGUUUGCAAAUUUUAUUUUAAAAGUACCAUUUUAUAAGGUAACUUCUUCAUCUUUGCAAAUGCAUUAAGUUUACUUCUGCAUUUUCGUCAAGUGCACCUAAAUUUUCAUUCAUCCACUCAAAACGUUGUGUAAAUAGAAGAGUAAAUUUAAUGUAGAUGUAAAUUUUAUGCCGACUAAUUUAAUUUAUAAGGCCAGACAGAGUGGAACUGGAGAUUUAGGUGCAAGAAGCAAAGAGGACAUCAAUAAAAUAAAUAGAGAUAAACAAUAAAAUAUGUUGUUUUAUUCAAA